Eriocheir sinensis (Chinese mitten crab) is the source of this 3140-nucleotide messenger RNA. RefSeq names its product nuclear pore complex protein Nup107-like (gene Nup107). Gene Ontology annotation, cellular component: nuclear pore; nuclear pore outer ring. Lineage: Eukaryota; Metazoa; Arthropoda; Malacostraca; Decapoda; Varunidae. The record is from RefSeq and is a predicted model, not a curated record. Gene Ontology annotation, molecular function: structural constituent of nuclear pore. The coding region runs from base 228 to 2948 and encodes 906 amino acids. Gene Ontology annotation, biological process: regulation of DNA-templated transcription; post-transcriptional tethering of RNA polymerase II gene DNA at nuclear periphery; mRNA export from nucleus. The transcript is spliced from 18 exons.
GAGUACGACAGUCUGGCAACGUUGGCAAUGGUGGCCUUGUUGAUGUUUUGAAGACCCGGGCGCCGCGGAAGAAGAAGAAGAAGAAGAAGGAGGCCAGACACCAUCACUCCCUUCCUGCAGGCGUUAUUACUCAUGGUCACUGUGUUUAGCCUCCUGUGGAUACUUGGGGUGAGAGGGGAGUGAAUGUAGUAUACAUCAGCAAAAACUCUGAAGAGACCCAGCCAGCCAUGUCGGGCAUUAAGAACUCACAGCUGGAAGACUCCCUCAUGCGGCUGGAUGCUGCCCUGGGCACUCCUGGGGGAGGUGUCAUGAGAACUCCUCGCAGGACCUUCACCUCCAGAGCCCGAAGAGAAUCAGAUUCUCUUUUCGAAGGCCUGGUAACAAAACUAUCAUCAGGUGUCCCCAAUGCCUCCCGCCUCAGUGUUUCUGGACUGAGUAUGCUGGAGAGUCCCACCAUAAUAGAUGUGACUGCUCCUCCAAUGUCUGUGGCACAGGUUGACAACACUCUGGACAUGACCAGCGCUGCCCUCCUGGCCCACGAUGACCCGGGGAUCAGAACCACACAGGUGCUGUUCUCAGAGUUUAUCAACAUCAUGGUGAACCACCCGUCAGAAGCACAAGUGUGGGAGGAGCUGGAGCAGUACCAGCAGGUGUGUGCCCAGCAGGUGGAGUCCCUGGCGAAGCUGAUCCGCAAGGCUCCGCAACACCACGCCAACUUCACAAACACACAGAAGAUCUUCAAACAGUUGCUGUCGGAGCGUAACACAUGGCGCCUGCUUGGUUCCCUGUACAGCGAGCGCCUGGGGGAGGAUGACCCCAAGGAUUCCCCCAUGGGAGAGGAGGAAGAGGAGCCCACCACUGACCUGAAGGUGGUCACCCGCCUCUAUGACACAAACAGAUCCAUCAGAGAGGCACAGAUUGUUGUUGACUGGCUGGAAAACAAUUCCUUUGACCAGUUCAGAAUCACCGCUUAUGACUCUGUAGAGUACUUUGGAGGGACACACAUUGCCUGGGAAAAUACCCUGAAAACGCUGAAGAAUGAGAGCAGUGGUGUCACACAGCCUUUGAAAGGUUCCCGUCCCCUUGUCAAGUCACUCGACCCUGACUCUAGCUUGCGAGAGGGACGGCCUCUACAUGAUCUAGAUCAGGAGGAUGAAGUCCGUCUGCUACGUCACGUGUUUUCGUGUGUGCGGUCUGGGCAAGUGUCUCUGGCACAGGAGAUAUGUGCACGUGCGGGCCACCAGUGGCGUGCUGCCUCCCUCGAAGGCUGGAAGCUGCACCACGACCCCAACCCAAAAGAUCCAUCACAGCGGCAGCCCAUCUCAGGAAAUGCUUACAGAGAUGUGUGGAAGGCAGUGGCCUGGAGGAUAGCCAGUGAUGAGCGUCUGCCAGUGUAUGAACGAGCCAUCUACGGGGCAAUGUGUGGCCAUCUUCCGGCCAUGCUGUCAGUCUGCCAGAACUGGGAUGACACCUUGUGGGCAUACACCCGCACCAUGGUGGACCAGUGGGUGGAGGAGCAGCUCAGGGCAGCCAGCACACACCUGCGCAGCCUCCACCCACUACCCAAGGACUAUCCUGAAGAAAAAUUAACUUUGAAGGGAGUAUUUGAAGCAAUGGAACGUCAGCCGGAGGUACAGAAGGAGCAGGGAAGAAACCCACAUCACCUUCUUCAGAAGUACCUCAUCCUGGAUGACAUGGAGAGUCUGCUGCAGGAGGCUCACGUUUGGCUCAGCGACGGCAUUGAUCCUCACCUCCUCCGCUGCCUCACCCACGUGGUGCUCUUCCUGCGCAAGAUUGGACACAUCCCCCAGCAGUUAGAGCUCCAUUGUAUUGACAUUCUGGAGGCUUGUGUAAAGGAAGCCAUUGAGCGUGGAGAUGUGGAGCAAGUGGCAUGGUACACAUCAGUCUUGCCCCAGUGGCUGCAGGUGGAGUGGUACGCACGAUUCCUGCACAACAUCACAGAUGACCACCACCGCCACCAUGCCCUGCAACUGGCUUCCUCGGUGGGGCUGGAUACCCAUGCCAUCACCUCAGCUGUUGUAACCAACAUAAGGCUGUCUUCCAGUGGCCGUGAUCCUGACAGUGACAUAGUAUCAGAGACCACAGCUGAGGAUAGGGUCAAGAUCAGUGCAAUUGACUGGUUGCUGUAUGACCCUCAGCAGCGGGCAGAGGCACUGCGCCAUGCCAAUGCUCUCAUGCGCACCUUCCUUGUCUCCAGGAAAAUUGGUGCCACUCGAGUGCUCUUCAACAAGCUCCCAAGUGACUCGGUGAACAUCAUAAUAAAGGAACACGAGGCAGACACUGGCUCCGCAGAGGUUCCACCGCAUGCAGAAAACACUGUCAGAGAAUACUUCUGCAUUCGGACUUUCCUGGAUGCACAGGAUUCGUUCACUGACUGGUUUGACCACUACCACCAGAAGAAACCCACAGCCCCCAAGAAGCCUCCUCCAGGUUCAGGGUUUGCCCAGCAGGUUGCUUAUGAGCAGGCGGAGCAGCAGUACAAGGCAGAGAUGGACCGAUGGAAGCACUCACUAGAUCUCAUCACCAAGACCACCUGUGACCGCCUGUACAAUGUGCUGCUGUUUCCUGAUGGGGGCUGGCUAGUUGACACCAAUGUUGAGGAGCAGGAGCAGGAUCCAGCAGGGACCAGCGGGCAGGACAGUGGUGAGGGCCAGCCGGAGACUGCUGAGCCCAAUCGUUCCCACCAUCUGAGUGUGCUGCGCUCCAUCUACAUCCCUCAGGUUGCAUCAUUGCUUCAAAAUAUCCUCCACUGUACAGAAAAAUAUAAGGAGUGUCUUCAGUUGGCUGAUUUAAUAGCUUCAGAACAGUACCAGCUGUAUAAGGCAUUUGGAAGGUCUGAGCUACAAAGGUUUUUGGUUAAGCUUCAAGAGACAUCUAGAGAAUUGCUGGACCAGAACUGUGAUGCACUGGGCUACCCACUCCACUAAAAUGAGCAUGUUAUUAUUCCUUUAUUAUUACUAUUUUUCUACUCAUUGUUCAUAAUAUUUUUUGGUAGAGUAUACUUACAGUUGUCAUUUCUGUUACUGACUGUGCUGCCUUCAGCCUCAUCAAGAACUUGUGAGAAUUGAUUCAGAAUUUUCAAACUAAAUAUAGCACCCUUAUCUCUUGACUGCAAGAGU